AUGUAUUUACCGAGCAGAACGAGCCCUGCUUGGAUUUAUCUCGUGUUUCUGCUGCUGGAUUGCUACUGGGAAACGGUAUGUGGUCAGCUCUCUUACUCCGUCUCAGAGGAGGUAAAUCUGGGGACUGUUGUCGGAAAUAUCGCCAAAGAUUUGAACAUUAAUGUUCAGGAUUUAGAGUCCCGCAUGUUUCAGCUCGUUGCUGGAUCAAAGAGGAAAUAUCUGGAGGUAAAUCUAAAGAGUGGUGUCCUGUAUGUUAAUGAGAGAAUAGAUCGAGAGGAACUCUGCGGCGAUGAACCCAAAUGUACCCUCAGUGUAGAAGCUGUUAUUAAUAACCCGUUAAAAUUGUACCGGAUAGAAAUUAUCAUUUUAGAUGUAAAUGAUAAUUCCCCGUCUUUUCGAAGCACGUCACAAGUGAUUAACAUUACCGAAAGUACAGCAGCAGGGGCUAAAUUCCCCUUGCAACGAGCUCACGAUGCAGACGUCGGUAAAAAUACUGUAAAUACCUACAAGCUGAGCCCAAAUGAACACUUCUCUCUAGCCACGCACAAAGGAGGGAGUGUAUCUGUCGAAUUAUUGCUUCAGAAAGUUUUAGACAGAGAAACACAGCCUGUGAUUAAACUCACACUGACGGCCAUUGAUGGAGGAACUCCUGCUAAAUCAGGGAGUAUGGUAAUUAUAGUUAAUGUCUUGGACAUUAAUGAUAAUCCUCCUGUAUUCAGUCAAACUCUGUAUAAAGCCAGUGUGUAUGAGAAUGUAAAGAUAGGCACGCCAAUAAUAACAAUAAAUGCUACUGAUUUGGAUGUAGGUCACAACGGACAAAUAUCCUAUUCCUUUCUUGAAAUAGACCAGGGGAAACAAACUGAUCUCUUUGCUAUCGAUGAAAAAACUGGGACUGUAACAAAUAAAAAGAAUAUCGAUUUUGAAGAAAAUAAUGCUUUUGAGAUCAGAGUACAAGCUAGUGAUGGAGCUUCCUCACCGAUGACCUCACAUGCCAAAUUAUUGAUUGAAGUUUUAGACGUCAACGACAAUGCCCCUGAAAUGUCAGUGACAUCAUUGUUGAACACCGUGAGGGAGGAUGCGGCCAUUGGCACCGCUAUUGCACUGGUUUCAGUAUUUGAUAAAGACGGAGGUAAAAACGGGAUGGUGAACUGUGAAAUUUCCAAUGAUGUUCCUUUUAAAUUAGAGUCAAAUUAUAAGAAUUACUAUUCGUUGGUUGUGGACGGACCUCUUGACAGGGAGAGCAGAUCUCAAUACAGUAUCAGCAUCACUGCGUCUGAUGAGGGCAGCCCCCCUCUCUCUAGCACGAGCGUUAUCAAUGUACAUGUAUCAGAUGUAAAUGAUAACAUACCUCUAUUUACAGAAAACAUGAUCAAUGUCUAUGUGAAAGAAAACAGUCGAAUAGGAGCAGUUAUAAAAACAGUUUCAGCAAUUGAUGCUGACAUCGAUCAAAAUGGCCAGGUGACCUAUUCAUUUUUUAAAAGUAACAGUAACUCAUUGCCUCUCUCAACAAUGGUGAAUAUAAACUCAGAGACUGGAGACAUAGUCAGUCUGCAGACUUUUAACUACGAGGAGUUAAACACCUUUCAUUUCAAAGUUCAGGCCACAGACUCUGGUGUUCCUCCGCUCAGGAGCAACGUGACUGUGAACGUUUUAGUCCUGGAUGAGAACGACAACAGUCCCACGAUCCUCGCGCCCUAUUCUGAGCACGGCUCCGUUAACAGUGAGAGCAUCCCCUAUUCUGCUGAAGCGGGAUACUUUGUGGCAAAGAUCAGGGCUGUAGACGCAGACUCUGGAUACAAUGCGCUGCUUUCUUACCACCUGUCUGAGCCCAAAGGAAACAACCUCUUCCGGAUCGGAACCAGCACCGGAGAGAUCAGGACUAAGAGGAGAAUGAGUGACAACGACCUAAAAGCUCACCCCUUGGUGGUGUUGGUUUCUGAUAACGGAGAACCCUCCCUGUCAGCUACUGUGUCUAUUGACGUGGUGGUGGUUGAAAGCACAGCUGACAUCCAGACUCAGUUCAGACAUGUUCCCCUAAAGGAGGACAGCUUCUCGGACUUAAACCUGUAUCUGCUGAUCGGCAUCGUGUCGGUCUCGGUGAUCUUUCUGCUGAGCCUCAUCAGUUUAAUAGCUGUCAAAUGCCACAGGACCGACGGCAGCUUCAGCAGGUACAGCGCCCCAAUGAUCACCACCCACCCUGACGGGAGCUGGUCUUACUCCAAAUCUACUCAGCAGUAUGACGUGUGCUUCAGCUCAGACACGCUGAAGAGUGACGUAGUGGUUUUCCCCGCACAGUUUCCUCCUGUAGAUGGAGAACUGAUCAGUAUUAAUGGAGGAGAUACUUUUACCAGAACACAGACUUUACCCAACCAAGACAAGGUAAGAAUAUUUUUUUCUUUAGUUUAG
Cyclopterus lumpus (lumpfish) is the source of this 2406-nucleotide messenger RNA. Its product is annotated as protocadherin alpha-8-like. NCBI's taxonomy places the organism in Eukaryota, Metazoa, Chordata, Actinopteri, Perciformes, Cyclopteridae. The coding region runs from base 1 to 2406 and encodes 801 amino acids. Gene Ontology annotation, molecular function: calcium ion binding. The record is from RefSeq and is a predicted model, not a curated record. Gene Ontology annotation, cellular component: plasma membrane. The transcript has a single exon. Gene Ontology annotation, biological process: homophilic cell-cell adhesion.